CCAAAGAUGCCAACGGCGAGCGGCCCGGUGGUGCCCCUGGGCAAGCUCCAGGAGUACCUGGAGCUGCUCUUGGUCUGCUCCAAGUGCAGCGUGAGAGAGAACGAGACCACCUACCAGCUGCAGGAGGUGGAACACAAGUGCAUGUACGAGAUCCUGCUGGCCCGCCGCCGCGGCCGGCGCGGCGCAGCCUGGAGGAAGGUCUCCAGGAGGCCGGGCUUCCCCAACCCUGCACGCUACACCGUCUGCAGGUCCUAUGCGGUGGGGCUGGGCUGCAGCAAGCACAGGAACCAGUGCACCUUUGCCUGGAGCCCCGAGGAGGCCAUGGUCUGGAACUUCGAGAGGGAGCAGCAGGUGGAGCGGCGCUGGCUGAAGGCGGCCGUGCUGGAGGCGCAGCUGGGAGGGGACCCUGCGGCCGGGCAGCGGCGCCUGGCCAGCGCGGCCGAGGAGAUCGCCAGCGAGUUCGGGGGGCAGUUCCAGGAGGUCUGCAAGCCCUGCUUCUUCGGCUGCCCCCAGCGCAUCUCCGGGGACGGCUCGGGGCGGCUGUGCGAGUGCCACCGGCGCUGGGAGCCGCUGCUGGUGCACGCCACCUCCAACGGCCGCGGCAAGAGGCAGUACACCGCCGUCCGGCCCUGCCCCGAGUUCAAGUCCACCUUCAGCUACUGCAGGCAUGUCUCCACGGGCCGGCCCUGCAAGCUCGGCCCCCAGCGGUGCCAGGAUGCCCACAGCGACGUGGAGAUGGCCGUCUGGGAGGCCGAGAGGGAGCGAGGUCUGCUGCGCUCCCACCUGCUGCCGGCCGCCGAGAGCUGCAGCGGCGACGGCCAGGCGGCGGCGCCCCCUCAGGCGCUCUUCUACUGCCGGCUCUGCGUGGUCACCUUCAGCUCGCAGGAGAGCUUCGAGAACCACUGCUCCUCUGUGGAGCACAAGCAGCUGCUGGCUGCUGACACCUCUGUCCAGUGGGUCCAUCGUGCACCGCCGCUGGGGCUGACCACCUUCUCCAUGUGCAGCAGGAUGGAGGUGUGUGAAAUGGGGAAGAGAUGCACCAAGGCUCAUUCCGCUGAGGAGCUGCAGGAGUGGAUCCAGAGGGUGAAGGUGAAGGCCAAGAACAAGCAGCAAGCGCUGAAGGAAGGGCUCCUGUCCUACCAGGACAGGCUCCUCAACGAGUAUCGGACCUGCUCCAACGAGGUCUUGAUUAUGGCUGAGCACAUCGAGGGGGUGAGGGUUGUGUGUGAGCAGGCCCUGAACGUGCAGCUGGAGGACAGGAAGAAAAGUUUCCAGUGGAGGUUCAAGGUUUACUCCAAGAUGCCCCUGCAGCACGUGGCCCUCCUCAGGCGGGAGCCUGGAGCCAAUUUCUGCCUGGUGGGGCAGGGCCUCUCCCAGGGGCUCUCCUACCUGCGCGGGGAGCGCGUGGCCACCCUGCCCUGCUGCCCGCCGGCCGCGCUGCUGGAGGUGCGCGUGGAGUGCUGCGCCCUGGGCCUCUUCGAGCAGUGGCUGGCCCUGGACUUCGGCAGCCGCCCCGUGCUGGUCCAGAAGCUGAGGGUGAAGGUGGGCAGGCGAGAGGCCCCCCAGCACCUGCCGGGCAGCAGGGAGGACGCCCGGCCCGUCGACGUCGUGCGGUGGCACCGCGGCAACCGCAUCAUCGUGCCCAGCGUGCCCAGGACCAGCGAGGACGUGGAGCUGCUGGCCAAGUACAAGCCUCCUGCUCUUGCCCUGGACUACAGGCGCGAGGCUGGGCUGGUCCUGCCCAUCACUCGCCUCAACUACCGCCAGAGGAUGCACAGCUUCCUCUUCCGCGAGGAAGAGGCCGAGCAGGCUCUGGUUGCCAAACUCAACCUGCGGGUCCGCAUCUCGCUGACCCCCAUGCUGCAGAACCUCUCCACGGGGAUGAAGAUUGCCCUGCCUGGGGAGCUCUUCGCUGAAGUGCCUACCCCCUACAACCUCUCGCCGGACACGGACGAGGGCUACCUGCUCACCAGGUCUGUGCCCACUGCCUUCCUGGCGCUUGACCCCCCCGUGGACGAGCGGGUGUACGAGGUUCACGUGGAGCACAAGGCCGCCACGGAGAAGACCAUCUGGCUGCAGAUCCCAGAGAGGUGCUGCUCGGAUCUGAACUUGGAGGCAAACACUUCCCGCAAGGUGGAGAUCCAGUUCCAGAUCGACCAGCUGCUCUUCCGCCACUGGCACCAAGCCGUGGACCAUCUGCUGGACGAGAAGCUGGUCCUGCCCGACGUUGCCAGCUGCACCAUCCCCUGCCCCCUCGGCACCCCUGAGGCUGGGAACACCAAGCAGAAGCAAGCCAUCUCCUUCAUCACGGGCCGGCCGGCCAGCAGCAGGCAGGUCCCCCCUCUCCUCAUCUAUGGACCCUUCGGCACGGGGAAGACCUUCACCUUGGCCAUGGCCACCUUGGAGAUCCUCAGGCAGCGCAACACACGGGUGCUGAUCUGCACUCACACCAACAGCGCCGCAGACAUCUACAUCCGGGAGUACUUCCACAGCUAUGUGACCAAAGGGCAUCCCUGGGCAGUGCCCCUGAGGAUCAUCUCCACCGACCGCCCUGUCAGCCUGACCGACUCCACCACGCAGCUCUACUGCUGCCUCUCCCCGGACCAGCGCACCUUCCGCCACCCCACCCGGGCCGAGAUCGACAGGCACCACAUCAUCAUCACCACCUCCACCUUGUCCAAGAACCUGAAGGUCCCCCCCGGCUACUUCAGCCACAUCAUGAUCGACGAGGCGGCGCAGAUGCUGGAGUGCGAGGCGCUGAUUCCCCUCUCCUACGCCACCCUCCAGACCCGCGUGGUGCUGGCCGGGGACCACAUGCAGAUAACCCCCAAGCUGUUCUGCGUGGAGGAUGGGCAGUCUGCUGACCACACCCUGCUGAACAGACUCUUCCAGUUCUACCAGAAGGAGAAGCACGAGGUGGCCACCAAGAGCAGGAUCAUCUUCAACGAGAAUUACCGCUCCACCGCCGGCAUCAUCGAGUUCGUCUCCAAGCACUUCUACGUCGGCAAAGGCGACGCCAUCCACGCCAGCGGGAGCAUCCCGCCCCACCCCGAGAUCUACCCACUCGUGUUCUGCCACGUGGCUGGGGUGGCAGAGAAGGACAUCUCCAUGAUCUCCUGGCACAACGCCUCCGAGAUCGUGCAAGUGGUUGAGAAAGUGAAGGAGAUCUGCGAGCGCUGGCCGGACGAGUGGGGCGCCCGAGACCUGAAGAAGAUCUGUGUGGUCUCCCAUGGGAACCAGGUUUCUGCAAUGAGACAAGAGCUGAGGAAGAAGCACUUCCAAGAUGUGGUGGUAGAAAACUACGAGAACCUGCCAGGGCGAGAGUUCCGAGUCAUCAUCCUCAGCACGGUGCACACCCGCAGGAGCCUGCGCCUCUCAGCCUCCCACCACCUGGAGUUCUUCAACGAAGCCAGGGUGCUCAACACCAUCAUGACCCGGGCCCAGUCGCUGGUGGUGGCGGUGGGGGACGCCGUGGCCCUGUGCUCCCACGGGCAGUGCAGCAAGGUGUGGAAGCGUUACAUCCAGCAGUGCAUCGAGCAGGGCAGCGUCUCCCCGCAGAGCCUCACCAUGGCCCAGAUCAAACAGGCUGCCUGCGACACGGAGAGCUGGAGCAGGAGCAGCCCGGAGCGGCGUGAGCGGGACAGCGACAGCGACUCCUCCGGCUCUGAGGCCGAGAGCACCAACCCCGAGGAUCCCAUCCUGCAGGAGCUCCUAGAUGAGAGCAAGAACAUGCUGGUGACGGUGUCCGAAGAAGGGCUGCUGAACGUCAAGCCUGAGGCUUCCAACCUGUGGCAGGGCAGGAAGGAGUACGUCAGCUUCCCCCUGCAGACGAUGCAGCAGUACCUGCACAUGCACCCCAGAAUGUACAAGAGGUGCGAGCUGAUCAAGGAAGCGUUCGACAGAGCUUCCGCCUUCACCCUCGACUCCCCCGCCAUGACCAUCCAGAUCAAGGGCAGAGUGAACUGCGGCACGGCCUUCACGGGGGACGAGGUGCUGGUGGAGCUCCUGCAGGGCGGCUCGGCCGACGGCGGCCACCACCCUCAGGGCAAGGUGGUUGGCGUCUUCAGGCGCGCCGAGAUCGAGCAGACCUUCGUCUGCAGGAUGGACGAGUUCGACCCCCGGGUGAUGAUCCCCAUCGACCCCACCGUCACCAAGAUCUUCGUCCCGGGGCUGAAGGGGAAGCCCAACGUCAUCCCCGUCCGCAGGCUGGUCAACGGCCAGUACAGUGUGGUCAGCUGCGAGAAGGUCAGGCAGGACAGGAGGAGGAGCCAGCUCUUCUGCGUCCAGGUCAUCUCCUGGCGGGAAGGCUUCUACUUCCCUUUGGGGGUGGUAACGGAGGUCCUGCAGGUGGCCUUGACUUUGGAGAGAGGCUUGAGGAACCUCAACCUGCGCUACAAUUUGGAGAGGGAAUACCCAGCCGCUGUCCUCGAGGAGGCGAGCAGCUACACCUCCAGCGGUAAAAUCAACCUGGCCGAGGAGCACCUGAAGGACUGCCGCAGCUACUGGACCUUCACCGUUGACCCUGAAGGCGCCAGAGACUUGGAUGACGCCAUCAGCGUCCGGGACCUUGGGCGCCGCUACGAGAUCGGGAUCCACAUCGCCAACGUCGCCGGCGUCGUCCCCAAAGGCAGCGCCUUGGACCAGGAAGCCAGGAGGCGUGGGGCCACCUACUAUGCUCCCAACCAGGAGCCCGUCUGCAUGUUCCCCCCGCACAUCAGCCAGGACGCCUGCAGCCUCCUGCCCGCCAAGGACCGCCGCGUGGUCUCCCUGUUCGUCACCGUGGAGAAGGGCACCGACGAGAUGUUAAAGGAGGUCUUCAACAUCUCCGUGAUCCGCUCGGACCGGCAGCUGUCCUACGAGGAGGCAGAGCUCUGCAUUAGGGACCGCUACAGGGGGGCCGCAGGGCCCCUCUGCUUCGACACCCUGGAGGACUGCGUGGCUGUGGCCUACCACUUCUCCAGGGUGCACCGGAAGUGCCGGCUGCAGGACGACUGCUUCUACGAGCGGCUGGACGAGGAGAGCUGCCCGGGAGACAGGGGAGCCCACCAGAUGAUCGAGGAGUUAAUGAUCAUGUUCAACAGCUUCGUGGCCGAGUUCCUCACCAACAAGGAGGACACCAGAAGCGUCACUCCUCUGCGGUGCCAGUGCGAGCCCAGCCCUCAGCAGAUCUCUCACAUGAGGAACAAGUGCAGCCACGUCCUCCCUUGGUCCAUCCACCUCUCGCACCACCUGGGGCAGGCGCCUCCCAGCCCAGCCUCCUCUCAGAACAUGGAGUUCUCUCUGCUGCCCUCCGUCUGGGAGCACUUGCAGGCGGCCGCUAAAGACCGCGACUUCAACAAGAUGCUAGACCUGGUGGUCACCGAUGACAUCCACCCCAAGCUGGCCCCCGUGGCCCUGGAGUUCAGGAGGCUGCUGAGCCACUCCUAUUUCAGCCGCUCCAACUCCAGCGUCCAGUCCAAAGCCGGCCACUACUCCCUGCACGUCGACUCCUACACGUGGGCUUCCUCCCCCAUCCGCCGCUACCUGGACGUGGUGGUGCAGCGGCACCUGCACGCCAUGCUGCGCAGGCAGCCCGUCGGCUACUCGCCGGACGACGUCGAGCUCCUCUGCUACGACUUCAACAGGAAGAACUCCCUGGCCACCCAGUUCGAGAAGAUGGCUCGCUACCUGCAGAUGGCCACCCAGCUGAAGAGGCAAGUGCUGCAGAAGGUGGCCUUCGUGGUGGACGUCAAAGGCGUCAAGAACUACUUCAAGGCUUUGUUUCCGCUGAACAAAGAGACCCUUCCCGACCCCCAGAAGAUUAACUACAGGUCCCUUCAGCUGAUAGAGCAGCCCCUGUUCAUCGAGGAGCAGAACAGCAUCAGGCUGAUGUGGAGGAGGAGGAUGUACUCUGCGGAGACCCUGAAGGACCACAUGCUGCAGGACAGACCCCUCCUCGACCGCAGCCUCACCCUCGUCACUGCCCAGACCUGGCAGGAGGUGCUGGCGGCCAUCAGGAAGGAGGACUUUGAGACCGCUGCCAGCCUCCUGGAGGAGGAGCAGGAGGUGUACCCGCGGCACACGGGCAGGGUGAGGAAGAGCGAAUGCCAGCACUACGUGGAGCUGAGCCUGGAGCUGAGCGCUGGGGACACGCUGCAGCUCCAGCUCACCGCCGACGUUCACCGCGGCUUCCUGGAGCCCUCGGUGCAGCUCUGGUGCCUGGUGCCCGGCUUCGACAUCUGCCUGCAGCACACGGACAAGCCCAUCGAGUGCUUCUCGGCCUAUGCCACCCUGCCCUCCAAGGACAGGUACAAGGACACCCUGGAUUACUCCAAGGUGUGGAUGCCCAUGAGCUCCAUGGAGUCUGCGCUGUGCGCCGUGGCCGAAAACGAGUCCAUAAUCCUCCACGACGUCCAGAUCAUCUGGGCGCAGCAGAGGACGAGCAAAGGGCAGCUGCAGGGGAAAUUCAGCCUCAGCAAGCUGUGCUUGGAGGAGUGCUCCAUUGAGGUGGACUUCAACAACUGCUACUUGUGCAUUCGCUUGGGUGGGCUGAAGCUUGGGAGCCUUCAAAGCGAGGAGGAAAGCCUCAGCCAGGGUCUGCGGAACCUGACUUUGCUUAACAAGGGCAGGUCGGAGAGAAAGCUGGUGGUUGAUCCAGACACCUACACCUGGGUGGCUCAUGGGGUCACUGAAGAGUUUGGUGACAAUGACAAGUCAGCCCAGGACAGAGACAGGAUCACUCAGAAGACGGUGAACUUUUACAUCCACCACAUGUCCAUGGAGAGCAUCCCCAUGGAAAUCUUGAAGAGCUCUGCCAGCUUCACAGUGGAGCUCAUCCCAAAGACGCUGCCAGAUGUGCGCAAGGAAAAGGCAAUCAGGAAGCUGGAGUUUGCUUCUGAGCUUGCUAAGAGCAUUGCCCUUGGCCAUGAACCUCCUAUGAAAGUGACCACGUCCAGCAUCCUGCUGCAGAGCUCCUUUGACAUCUCUGGCAGAACCACUCUCAACAGGAGUCAGACCGAGGCUGUUCGGCUUGCUCUGAGAAGACCUUUCACACUCAUCCAAGGCCCACCAGGCACAGGGAAAACUGUGGUUGGAACUCACAUUGUCUACUGGUUCCAUGAGCUGAAUGCGGAUGGUGUUGGGGAGCAAAAGCCACCAACCUCUGAAGGCAGAAAGGUCAUGGGGGGAAAGUACAUCCUGUACUGUGGCCCCUCCAACAAGUCCGUGGAUGUCGUCGCCGAGAUGCUGCUGAAGAUAAAGGGACUGAAACCACUGAGGGUCUACGGGGAGGCCAUUGAGGCCAUGGAGUUCCCAUACCCAGGCAGCAACCGGCACCUCUACCGCAAAACCCUGCGCGAUGCCAAACCCAAGAAGGAGCUCAGUCAAAUCAUCCUGCACCAUCGCAUCCGGCGGCCGCCCAACCCCUACUGGCACCAGAUCUGCUACUUUGACGACCGGGUGAGGAGCGGGGAGGAGAUAGGAGAGGAAGAGACAAAGCAGUACAAAACCAUGCUGACAGAAGCUCGUGCCUACGAGCUGGCUCACCACAAUGUCAUCCUCUGCACCUGCUCUGCUGCUUCUGCCCCCUCCCUGGAGAAGCUCAACGUCAAGCAGGUCAUCAUUGAUGAGUGUGCCAUGGCCACAGAGCCUGAGACCCUCAUCCCCUUGGUCAGCCACAGCUAUGCUGAGAAGGUUGUUUUGCUUGGGGAUCACAAACAGCUGCAGCCUGUGGUCAACAAUGAGUUCUGCAAGAGCCUUGGCAUGGAGACCUCUCUCUUUGAGCGCUACCACAGCCAGGCCUGGAUGCUGGACACGCAGUACCGCAUGCACAAGAACAUUUGUGAGUUCCCAUCCCAGCAGUUUUAUGAAGGGAAGCUGAAAACCUGGUCCCAGCUGCAUCGCAGACCCAGCAUCUUCUGCCACAGAACUAACCACUGCUGCCCUGUCAUCUUCGGGCACGUGGAGGGCAGGGAGCAGAGCCUCAUCAUUUCUACUGAAGAAGGGAAUGAGAACUCCAAAGCUAACCUGGAAGAAGUGCAGGAGGCGGUGCGGCUGGCGAAGCAGCUGACGCUAGAUGGCGGCAUCGAGCCGGAGAAGGUCGCCAUCCUCAGCCCCUACAACGCCCAGGUGGCAGAGAUCAACAAGCGCCUGCAGAGGGAGGGCAUCUCUGGAGUCACCGUCUGCACCAUCAUGAAGAGUCAAGGCAGCGAGUGGCGGUACGUGAUCCUGUCCACCGUGCGCUCCUGCCCCUGCGACGAGAUCGACAGCACGCCCACCAAGAGCUGGCAGAAGACCUACCUGGGCUUUGUCACCAACCCAAACCAGGUCAAUGUGGCCAUCACACGAGCUCAGGAAGGACUCUGCAUCAUAGGGAACAGAUACCUGCUGCAGUGCAACGGCCUGUGGAAGAGACUCCUGCAGCACUACCAGCAGCACAACUGCUGCACAGCAGCCCAGAGGAUUCUUGUCAGGACUCCAGCCUUGGCUGCACCUCCAUGA
Molecule: messenger RNA, 8478 nt
Organism: Dryobates pubescens (Downy woodpecker)
Lineage: Eukaryota; Metazoa; Chordata; Aves; Piciformes; Picidae
Gene: HELZ2
Product: helicase with zinc finger 2
Exons: 19
Coding region: 7-8478 (2823 amino acids)
Molecular function (GO): 5'-3' DNA helicase activity; RNA nuclease activity; RNA binding
Source: RefSeq, a predicted model, not a curated record